Molecule: messenger RNA, 4794 nt
Organism: Daktulosphaira vitifoliae (grape phylloxera)
Lineage: Eukaryota; Metazoa; Arthropoda; Insecta; Hemiptera; Phylloxeridae
Gene: Ndfip
Product: NEDD4 family-interacting protein 1-like
Exons: 7
Coding region: 274-1026 (250 amino acids)
Biological process (GO): ubiquitin-dependent protein catabolic process; vacuolar transport; positive regulation of protein ubiquitination
Cellular component (GO): Golgi apparatus; endoplasmic reticulum; perinuclear region of cytoplasm
Molecular function (GO): WW domain binding
Source: RefSeq, a predicted model, not a curated record
UUGAUUCGUGUAAGAUACUUUUUUGUAAUAGACUAUUAUGUUUUAUUAUUUAAAGUUAGAAGGCAUUUUUGAAUAAUUUGACUAUACAUAAUAGGAUUUUUUUUACAAAAAUAUGUUUAAACAGUAAAAGUAAUUUUUAUUGAAAGUCCCUGUGUCAUUCUGAGUAAAAAGUUACAGUAUCUUGAAAUCCUAAUUUUAACUAAAAAACGUUACAUUACGUGGACAAAUGUUAUUUUGAUUUUAUAGCAAAUAUUUAAAUAUCUUAUCUAAGCUAUGAAUCAAGAAAUAGAUCAUCACAAUACAAUGAAUAUACCCCCUCCAGUUUAUUCAAAUGUUGUUACUGUGGUGCAGUCUAAUUUGCCGGAAAAUAGUAAUGUUGAAUCAAGUCGACAGAAUACUGUAAAUACAAUACCAAUGCCACAUUACGAUAUCCUACCACCUAGACUAGACUUAUCAGCUCCACCUCCUUAUGAAGAUUGUAAUCCAGAUCUUGUAAAAUUACCUACUUAUGAAGAAGUACAAAUGGAAAAACAAUUGGAAGGAGAAAUGUCUCCUAGAUUACCAGGAAGAAUAAUUGGACCACCACCUCAUGUAGGAUUAAAUUCUCAAGAGAUUUCACCUCAAACUUUGACAGUUUUAACUAUUGAUGCUGCUCAAAAUACUUGUGAAAUAGAUACAAACUUGCUCGGAACAGACUACAUGUUUUUGACAGCUUUUUUGGUGGCACUAAUUUUCAAUUGGGUUGGCUUCUUAGCUCUAAUGUGUUUGUGCCAAACCGUUGCAGCUCGCUAUGGAGCUUUAGCUGGAUUUGGUCUAUCGCUGGCUAAAUGGACAAUGAUUGUAAAACGCAACACAGAAAUGAGUGAUUUAUCACCAGAAAAUCGUACUAACACAUGGCUUUGGUGGUUAGUCAUGGCAUUUGGGUUUUUAAUCUGUAUACGAGCUGUUAUACAGUAUAUGAAUAUUAAACGUGGUUGGAGGUUACUUAGUGUACCUGCCCAAGAACGCGUUCUAUACUUUUAUUAAAAAACGAUCUGAUUUUAAUUUGAUUCUUAGUUUUUACAUAAAUAAAUAACAUAUAAUUUUUAAAACAUAAUGGACAAAUUGACCUUCUUAGUUAAUUUUAUUUAAAUAGUGCAGAAAAAAUUUUUUUAAUAAUAUUAUAUUUAGAUAGCAAUUAUUGAUUAAUCUAAAUUAUACAUUAAAUAAUUCUCAUAGUUUAAAACAUUAUAAGAAAUUAUUUUUAUUCUAAACUUGGAUUUUUUAUUAAAGUAAUUUAUGUAAGCUUCUUAAAAACAUUUAAAAUUAUUUGACAUUGGUUUUUUUGUUAUAUUUAUUUAUUAAUAUGAUUAAAUUUACUUAAAAAUUUAAAUGUUUUAUUAUAAAAACUUAAAAGAGUGAUAAGUAUAUUAUUUUUUUAGUGACAAAGUUUUUCUUUUUUUACUGAGUUUUCUAUUAUUAGAAUAUUAUUUAAUUUUACUAUUUAUAAUAACCGAGUUAUUGUAAAAUUAUAAAAUAGUGAGUUCAAUCCACCAACUGUGAUUAUUAGCAUUUUUGUUUGUAAUUUCUAUCAACAAUUAUUUUUUCAUGUUAUUUUUAAUCUCUAUAUUUUUUACUUGGUUUAUGUAUUUGUUCUACUGAUCAUUUUCAUAUAUAGUUAUUUAUAACGUACAUUUCCAGUUUUAAAAAAAUAACAUUUGCAUAUCAUAAUUAUCCAGAAUGAUAUAUUAAAAUCAAUUUAUGAACUUAAAUUUAAUAAACUUUUAAAUAUAAAUGAUUUCAAAAUAAUUUUAUAUUGACUUAAAGAAUAAUUUCAAAUAAAUAAAGAAAAAUAAGUAACACAAUAUAACUUAAAUAUAACUUUUUUUUAUUAGUACUAGCUUGUAACUAAAACAUACAUAUUUUAUAAGUAAAAAAAUGUAAACAACAAAGUAUAAUUUUACUAGUCUUUAUUUUUUAUACAUACACUUUAUAAUAACAGUUUAGACUGUUUUAUUGUACUCGUAUAUGUAUAAAUGUUAAAAAUUAUAAAAUAAACAUUGUAUAAAAUGUGUAAAGUGUGGAAUAAUUAAUACUCCAUACUGUUAAAAGUAAUCUGUAUUUGUCUUUAUAUAUAUUAUCGACAUAAAACAUUUGAAUAGUAGUUCCAGUAAAAUAUCUUAAUACAUAUUAAGAAUUUUAAGUUAAUUUUUCAAAAUAUUAAAUAUAAAUUAAUUUUUUUAUUUGUUUUGUUUAAUAAAUGUUUAUUGUAUAAAUUUUAAAGUUUAUUUAAAAUAUGUUUUCAUGUAUGAAAUUAUGUACAAUUUUUGUAUAUUAACAAAGAACUUUUUUUUAAUUACAAGUAGGAGUAGAUACUUAUGAGUACAAAAUCUAAUCAUUAAACUAAAUAAAAUACAUAUUUUAUUUUUUCCUCUAUACAGAAUGUCUCACCAAGUUUUAACAUUUUUAACUUUUAAUCCAGUGAAUAUUUUGCGUUACUUUUUUUAAAAAUAAUUUUUAUACUUUUAGACUAUGUUAAAGAGUUUUCUUUAUUCGUCUUAUACACAAAAAAAAAAAAAUCUCAGUAAAAUUAAUAGCUUUUCAGUGCAUAUCCAGCGUAAAAGAAAUGAUGAUAGAUAUAAAUUCUUUCAUAACAAAUAUAACAACAAAGGAAAAUACAUUUAUUAUGUAGUGUUCAGUAAGUAAGGAAACGGGUUUCUAUUGUUUUCAUUGUUUGUAACAAUUCACCUGUUUCCUUACUUACUGAACAUCUGUAUACGUGGAUACCUUUAUCCACGAAUAGUACCUUAUACAGGCUAUGUAGUGCUUAGGCACUGCCAAUUUGGUAAAUUUGUAUUUAAAAGUAAUUAACCACAGUUAUUUUAGAUAAAAUAGAAAAUAAUGUCAGUCAGAAUACAAAUUAUACUAUUAACUGUAAUUAAAUUUACAACAAAUAAAACGGAAAAUAAAUAGUAGGCCAAUGACGACGAAACAGAAAGGACAAGUGUCGCGUAGAACGUCAAAAACCGAAGACAGCGUUCGUCGCCGGCGUUAGGAGGUCGGUAGCAAUUCAGAAGAUAAACUUAGCACCUUAGAAAACUGAGAUACUCAGGAUGGAUUCGUGAUGUAAAAAGCGACUGGAAAAAUGUGCCUAUUAAAUCUAUAUUUAUACUACUGGUGCCCCUAUCCUUCACGACUAAAUUAAUUAUGUCUUUAAAAAUUCUUAUAUACGUGUUUAAGCAAUUUAAAGUGAGUACUAAAAAUUAUCUAAUGUAAUAACUCCAAUUGAAAAUGUUAGCUAACCAACUGUUUUAAAUAUUUUAACCGUUAAAACAAUUUAAAUUUAAAUUGUGUAUAUUAUUUUUAUUAUAUUAAUGAAUAUAAUAAAUGAAAAAUUAUAAUCUUUCGUUUAUUAUCAGUAAAUAAUUUUUAAGUAGUCAAUAUAUUUUAUCAUAUUGCGUCAUAUUAAACUAAUUUAAAUAAUAAUAUACUCUUAUAAAAUAAUUUUUUAGUGAUGUAAUUUUUAGAUUAAUUAAACUUCAAAACUUUUAUUAUUCCGAUAUGUGCCAUUUCAAAUUAUUCCUAAGAUAGACAUGAAAUAUUUAUAUCAAACAGAACGGGAGAACUCUACCCCUCAAUGGUGGUAAAAUAAAAAGGGGAAUAGACCCCCAUUGACAUACUCAUUCUAUACAAUUUACAUAAUAUAAGUUUUUUUAUUUUGGAAUCUUUAUAUAUGAUAUAUUAUUGAGUGUAGUUAAUAUGAAAAUAUUAUAACCUACAAAUUUGGAAGAUCGAAUUUUAUGUUUGAUUAUUAUUUAAAAGUGUGUAAAAUCAAUGGCGUACUAUUCAAAAAAAAAAUUAAAUAUUUGAAAUAGGCUUAAUAAAAAGAAAUCUAUUUAUGCAUAUCUAAUAGCUCAUAAUAAAUUCUUGAUAUAGUAAUACAAAUAAAAAACCUUUGGGGUAUAAGGCAUAGCUCUUAUGAUUAUUUUUAUCACAAAGGUUAUUUUCAUUUUCCUCACCCAUCAUAAAAUCAAAUAAUCGUCACUGCCACCCCCAUAUUCUGUGAACCCGCUUUGAAUCGCUCAAUACGUAUAUUAAAACAUAAUAUUUUUAUCACAACAACUCUUUUUUUAACUCUACUCCUGUCUUAUUUGUGUACAUACAAAUUAUUUAUUUAAAAAAUAAUUGAACAAGAUAACUACGAAAAUAUGAUAAUUGUUUUAAAAUUUCUUAAAUAAUAAUUGCGAUAAGGUCAAAUACGCUAAAAAUUUUAGUAAGCAAACGUCUUUACGUUAAUUUAAUUAAUUAACUAAAUUGUUGAAACCACAGUCACUUUUAAGCUAUAUCGCAAUAACUGUAAGUCUACAUCAUGUAGUUUUGAUUUUAUUACUAUGAAACUAUUUUUUUUUUUUAUUAAAUAGGUAGCAAUUACGUAAAUUUUUUUGAAUAUAAAUUAGAGAACAUCAAUAUGUUUUUGUAUACUUUGAAAUCGCAUCUCCGGUGUAACGUCUUCUUAAUUUUUUUUUUUUUAUUUCCUUUAAAGAAAUUAUCUAAUUUAAAAAUGAGUAUUAUAUAUAUUUAUGUAUACAUAUAGUGACGUAACUAAUUUAUCAGUCCAUACAGAAUGUUCUAGAUUUAUGUACAACAAUUUUAAGAAAAUUUUGUUAUUUGAUCUAGUUAUAGUUAAUAAAUGUGAAUUAUUAUUUAAAAUUAUCUUUAGAUUGAAUUCAUGUAGGCUAGGAAACAAUGCUUAAGUGGGGGUAUCACAAAUAAAUUUUUUAGAUACGAUGGAAGAUAUGCUGCCUAUAAAAGAGC